GCUUGUGUCGAUAGCAUCACAGGUCGACGCAGCCACAGACGACGCGGUAGCGACUGGUGGCGACUCUUUUUCGUUCGUUUCGUGUCUCGUACGCUACAUUCGCCAACAUGAGUCGUGUUAGAACGAAGACGGUCAAGAAGGCCGCGAAGCUGAUCAUUGAGAAAUAUUACCCACGCCUCACAUUGGAUUUUCAUACAAACAAGAGGAUAUGCGAGGAGAUCGCUAUUAUCCCCAGCAAAUCUCUGCGCAACAAGAUUGCUGGGUUUGUCACUCACCUGAUGAAGAGGCUUAGGCACAGUCAGGUACGUGGUAUCUCCAUAAAGCUGCAGGAGGAAGAGAGGGAACGCCGAGACAACUAUGUUCCCGAGGUUUCUGCUUUGGAGCACGAUAUCAUCGAGGUUGACCCGGAGACUAAGGAGAUGCUGAAGAUGCUCGAGUUCAACAACAUCACUGGGCUCCAACUUACACAACCUGUUCCACAAUUUAGCAGGCGUUCUUAAAUAUUCUCUUUCUUUUUCACUCUCGAUAAACAUGGUUGGUUUUGCAUUUUUCAAUAAAAUUGCAAACUAACAUACACGA
Messenger RNA from Dinoponera quadriceps, 579 nucleotides. It is a transcript of the gene RpS17, whose product is annotated as 40S ribosomal protein S17. The coding region runs from base 108 to 500 and encodes 130 amino acids. NCBI's taxonomy places the organism in Eukaryota, Metazoa, Arthropoda, Insecta, Hymenoptera, Formicidae. The record is from RefSeq and is a predicted model, not a curated record. Gene Ontology annotation, molecular function: structural constituent of ribosome. Gene Ontology annotation, cellular component: ribosome. The transcript is spliced from 3 exons. Gene Ontology annotation, biological process: translation.